Fraxinus pennsylvanica is the source of this 831-nucleotide messenger RNA. The record is from the annotation of a GenBank genome assembly. NCBI's taxonomy places the organism in Eukaryota, Viridiplantae, Streptophyta, Magnoliopsida, Lamiales, Oleaceae.
AUGACAACAGUUGGAACCAAAGAAGAUAACCACCAAAGUGCCGAAAUCACUCAAAGUGAUAUAAAAUCACAUGAAUCAAUCAACUGCAUUGCCAAGGAUGAGUUGUUGAUUUCUAUAGAGAACCGUGGUUACGACACAAGUAAGAAAACCCCAAUAGAUAGGGUUCCAAUACUGCUGCGUAUGAAUGAAUCAUUCAGAAAUUGUUUUGAUCCACUCGUAGUUUCGAUAGGCCCUUAUCAUUUUGGAAAGCCACAUCUCAAAGAAUUCGAGCAGCUAAAAUUUCCAAUCGCGCAGAAAUUCUGUCGUACCCAUGGUGAUCAAUUAUCCAUCGAACAGUUAUACGAUGAGGUGAAAAAGGUGGGUGCCAUUAAAUGCUAUGCGGAAGUCUCGAAUGAAUACUAUGAAGAUGAAAUGUUCAACCGGAUAAUGUUUCGUGAUGCUUUGUUUGUGCUUCGUGUUAUGUUCAUGUUCAGUCCACAUGAGGACCAUGAGGUACAAAAAGCAGUAGAUGAAGACCAUGAGGUACAAAAAGCAGCAGAUGAACGACUGGCUAAGAGUUACUACUUUGUGUUGAGGGACUUGUUCUUGCUAGAGAAUCAAAUUCCUUUAGUAGUACUAAAAGUUUUGAUGGAACUCAUGUUCAAAGAUCAAGGGGAAAAGACAGUACUACUAGUAGAUGGUUUCAUUGAGAAAAUCUAUCCGCUGCUCACCAUGCAAUCUCUUGAAAAAGUGACAGGAUGCUGCUCUAAAAGUGCGCCAAAAAUGGAGGCUGAAAGCCAGUGCAUGCAAAAAUCCGAAUGGUUCAUAUUUAGUGUUGAAGUAGCAUUUUGA